AUGAAAAGAUAUGAGCUAAAGAAUAAGAUCUCUAUUUCUGAAUCAACUAUGGCUGGUGUUCUACAUACUUCGCACAUUUAUUUUAACCCAAAAGUUCUUUCAUUUGAAAUGUCACCAACUGCCAACAUUCUUGAAUUUCACCAGAAACUUCCAUUCUACGUUCCAACUCGUCUCGUGGAAGCUCCAUUUGUAGCUAAGCGCCUAGGUGUUCGUCAUGUCUGGGUAAAAGAUGAGUCAAGUCGGUUCGGAUUACCAGCUUACAAAAUUCUUGGGGCAUCAUGGGCUACAUAUCGCGAGUUGGAGACUCGUUUUGGUCCUUUUCAACCAUGGUCUAAUCUCGAUGAAUUGAGAGAGCAAUUGAAGGAUUUGGAUAUUACUCUUGUUACCGCUACUGACGGAAAUCAUGGCCGAGCUGUCGCGCGUAUGGCUCGAUGGCUUGGAUUGAAAGCACACGUCUUCGUUCCAGAUGAUAUGGUACAUGCUCGGAGAGAAGCGAUUAAGAAUGAAGGAGCGCAGAUUGAAAUCGUUAAUGGAACUUAUGAUGAUGCUAUAACUAAAUUAACUCGAAUAGGAGGAGACAAGUAUCUAGUCAUCAGUGAUACAGCAUGGGAAGGCUACGAGCGAGUGCCUACUUGGAUUGUUGAAGGAUAUGGAACGAUAUUUCGAGAGAUCGAUGAACAACUUAGAACACUCGAAGCAGAGCAGCCACAUUUGGUAGCAGUACAGAUGGGUGUCGGUUCUCUUGCUGCCUCUGUUGUUCGUCACUAUCGUUCGCCUAACCGUACAACACACAUUCUCGGCGUUGAACCAACACAUGCCGCAUGCGUACUUCGUUCAUUAGAGGCAGAUGAACUCAAGGAAGUGCCAGGUCCCCAUAUAUCGAUAAUGGCUGGUCUAAAUUGUGGCAAGCCAUCUCCACUUGCCUGGCCCUUGCUGCGCAAUGGUCUGAGUGGAUCAGUGGCAGUUGAUGACAGUUUCGCAGAAGAAGCCAUGCGUCUACUCGCCCAAGACGAAGUAAUAUCGGGAGAGUCCGGAGCAGCAGGCCUAGCCGGUCUCUUGGCUGUAUUGACCGAGAGGAAUGAGGCAGAUACAAUGCGUCAAAAACUCGGUAUCGACCAGAAUAGUACCGUCUUGAUCAUCUCAACCGAAGGUGCAACUGAUCCACAAGCGUAUGUUCGGAUUGUUGGCAGUAUGCCCAACAUAUGA
Messenger RNA from Rotaria sordida, 1206 nucleotides. Lineage: Eukaryota; Metazoa; Rotifera; Eurotatoria; Philodinida; Philodinidae. The record is from the annotation of a GenBank genome assembly.